This is a messenger RNA of Zea mays, 1243 nucleotides long. RefSeq names its product putative MYB DNA-binding domain superfamily protein. Gene Ontology annotation, molecular function: DNA binding. The record is from RefSeq and is a predicted model, not a curated record. NCBI's taxonomy places the organism in Eukaryota, Viridiplantae, Streptophyta, Magnoliopsida, Poales, Poaceae. The transcript has 2 exons. Bases 70 to 930 code for a protein of 286 amino acids.
UUCAGCGCAAGUGUUGUAGUAUACUGAACCCUCAAAAAACUAACUAGCUAGCUUAGCUAACCCCGGCCGAUGGACAUGGACCCAAGGUUCAACGUCGACUGGAGUGCCAACGAGAUCGAGAUGGUGAGAUCUCUCAUCGCUUGUCACGGCGCCAGCAACAGCACGAACGACGACAUUGUGGAUGAGCUCCAGGCAAUGUUCCCAGGGAAGGAUAAGCGCCAGGUAACUGACUUGUACGUUGAGCUUGUGGUGGAGAUGAUAAACAGUGGGGCAGAGCUGAGCAGCAACCAGCUCCUGCUCAACUCUGGUGGGGUGCACAGCAGGACGAUGGAUGGGUAUUUAGCAGACGAGAUGAAGGCGAAGAGGAUGCUGCUGGAGGAACAGCGCCGUAGGAAAUUAGUUGCUGUUCCUCGACAGGAUAACCAACAACGUGCAGGGAGGUUUUGGACUCUGGAGGAGCACAGGAAUUUCCUGCGUGGCCUGCGUGUGUACGGGCGCGGCAAUUGGAAGAACAUCUCCAAGGACUUCGUCACCACUAAGACGCCGGUGCAGGUCUCCAGCCAUGCACAGAAGUACUUCCGGAGGCAGGAGAGCACCACAAGGAAGCAGCGCUACAGCAUCAACGACGUCGGCCUCUACGAUGCUGAGCCAUGGGAGGAGCAGCAGCAGCAGCAGCAGAACAGCUCACUGCCGGCUUUCACUAGCACCAACAAUAAUGCUUAUUACAACCCAUACUGCUAUGCCUUUGGUGGUGGCCAGCAGCAGCUCGCAUCAUCCCCCUUCCAGUGCCAUGCCAGUCAGGCGAGCAGCAGCAGCCAGACAGCAGUCACCUGGGCUGCAGGAGGUCAGCAGCCACCGAUUUGCUCUUCUGCAGCUCCACCCAUGAUGGAGGGGGGUGGGGCUGAAAUGUCAUGGACCACUUAUUAUUAGCUAGCUACUAGCUUGGAGAUUUUGUUCCUAAGCUGUUAAAUCUCGUUGUUGAAGACAACAUGUAUGGUAGUUUAAGGCCCCGUUUCAAUCUCACGGGAUAAACUUUAGCUUCCGGCUAAACUUUAGCUAUAUGAAUUGAAGUGCUAAAGUUUAGUUUCAAUUAUCACCAUUAACUCUCAUGUUUAGAUUACAAAUGGCUAAAAGUGGCUAAAAAAAAGCUGCUAAAGUUUAUCUCACGGGAUUGAAACAGGGCCUAAGUAGUAGUUUCUUCAUUUCAAUGAACUAGUAACAAUUAAUGUGUUCCCGUUAUAUA